AUGACUUCGUCCAUUUCCUUCUUUCUUCUUUUUCUUCCCUUCCUAUUCUCCACCGAUGCGCUGACGUCACAAUCCGACGUGUCAGCUUUAAAAGCCUUCAAAGCCGCCGUGAAACCAAGCUCAAUCCCUCCAUGGUCUUGUCUUGCAAGCUGGGACUUUGCUUCCUCCGACCCAUGCGCAUCACCGCGUCGAACACAUUUCACGUGCGGCAUCACUUGCUCGUUCGACUCCACACGUGUGAGCCAACUCACUCUUGACCCGGCCGGGUACUCGGGUCCUCUCACGCCGCUCAUCUCUCGUCUCACAGAGCUUAUCACACUCGAUCUCGCCGACAACAAUUUCUACGGUUUAAUCCCAUAUUCACUCUCCUCCCUCACAAGUCUCAAGACCUUGAUUCUCCGGUCAAACUCGUUUUCCGGGUCUAUACCCGAAUCGGUAACUCGGCUUAUCUCGGUCGAGUCCAUUGACAUAUCUCACAACUCGCUCACCGGUUCGCUUCCGAGAUCAAUGAACUCGCUCUUGAAUCUGAGACAGCUCGAUCUUAGCUACAACAAGAUCACCGGAUCAAUCCCAAAGCUCCCGAGAAAUCUCAUAGACCUUGCUGUAAAGUCGAAUUCUUUAUCAGGACCCAUCUCUAAAGAAUCAUUCACUGAGUCAACUCAGUUAGAAAUCGUCGAACUCGCUGAGAACUCGUUCACCGGAACACUCGGAGCUUGGUUCUUUCUUCUCGAAUCUAUCCAACAAGUUGAUCUAGCGAACAAUAGUAUUACGGGAAUCGAAGUUCUCCCUCCGAAAGUAGCCGGAGAAAGCGACCUCGUGGCGGUGGAGCUAGGUUUCAAUCGAAUCGCGGGAAACGCUCCAGCGAGUUUCGCGGCGUACACGAGGCUUUCCUCGUUGUCUAUGAGAUACAACAUGCUUCACGGCGUGAUUCCGUCGGAAUACGAACGGAGCAAGACGUUGAGACGGCUUUUCUUGGACGGGAAUUUCUUGACCGGGAAACCUCCGGCGAGGUUUGUUAAACCGGAAUCGGAAGUGGUGGGAAGUUUGGGGAAUAAUUGUCUACAGGGAUGUCCAGGGAAAGCAAAGAUGUGUGCUCCAUCGCAGAAACCAUUUUCCAUUUGUAAGCAAGCUUAUGGUGGAAAACCAAAGUCUUAG
Messenger RNA from Thlaspi arvense, 1155 nucleotides. NCBI's taxonomy places the organism in Eukaryota, Viridiplantae, Streptophyta, Magnoliopsida, Brassicales, Brassicaceae. The record is from the annotation of a GenBank genome assembly.